Molecule: messenger RNA, 1746 nt
Organism: Paramecium octaurelia
Lineage: Eukaryota; Ciliophora; Oligohymenophorea; Peniculida; Parameciidae
Source: the annotation of a GenBank genome assembly
AUGUCAAUUAAAUAAAAACUAUAUUAAACUUGGCAUAGAUUCUUAUAAACAAAUUUCAAUAGUUAUUUAAGAAGUGCACCUACGCCAGGGAAAUAAAGGUUGUACAAGCAUGUUGAUAUAUAAAAUGAAUUCGAUAAGUAUGAAAAAGAGAGAAGAAAGUAGAGAUUGCAAUUGAUUGAAUAUAAGAAUAAAUUGAAGAAAAGGGUAUUAGAAAAGGAAAUUGCAUUAAUAAAAUAAUUCGAAUCAAGUUAAAUUGAUUUUGUAUCUACUAAUGCUUCACUUGAAAAUAGCAAUAUAAGUAAAGAUGUCACAAUGGAUGAAUAAAGAAGACAAUCCCUACUUAAAGAAUUAGAGGAAAUCAAUAAUUAAUUGACAUAAAUUGAUAAAGAGAAAGAAGAAUUAAAGAUUUUAGAGAAUGAUAUUGCAGUUUUAGAACCUAAUAUGGUAAUUUUAAGAGGAAUCGAGAAGAAAACUGUAUUAACCAUGAUUAAUUAUAUUGAAUUUCAACAUAGACAUGUUUCAGGUUUGGUAUUGAAUCCUGAAACAAUGAAAAAUAUAGAGACUGUUCAUUAUCAUGUUAUGAAUAAUCUACCAAUUCAAAGAGAGAAACUCUAUGAAGUUGUUCCAGAAUUAUUUUAGGAAGAAAUUGGAGAAUUGGAUGAACAUAAAUAACGAUUAAUUUAAGAAAAUAGACCCACUUUAGAUGUAUAGGAAACUAGUGUAAUCUAAAUUAUUGAAAAGAGUAGAAUACCUGCAUCAGAUGAUCCCAUAGUCACUUUAUUGAAUGAAUAAAGAGAAAUGAUGAUGUUUGUUUAUAAUAAAUGUGUCAUUUUUUGUAAUAAGUAUGAUGAUUGGAUAGAAAUGGUAAAUAUAAGAUUAAGUCUAUUAGAAAUUGAAAUAAGGGUUUCCAGAUAUUGAUGCUAUUAUUGAGAAUUUGUUAUUGAGAAAAGAUUUGAGUGGAAUUGAUCUUGAGGUAUAUGAAGGAUAUAAAGAAUUAGAAAAAAUAAAUGAUGACUAUCAUAAUCUUUUAGAAUUGAAUAAAAUUAAAAUUAGGAAAGAAUAAAAUAAAUUAGAAAUGCCUCCUUUUGUUGAAUCUCAUGAAUUACUAAGAAGGGUGUGGACAGAAAAAUGGGAAGCUCAUGUAAAGAAUUCUCUAGACUUCUCCUAAUCAAUCUUAAUUCCUCAUAACACUUAUGAAUCUAAAUUAGAUAAAGUGUUGGCAGAUUACAAAAAGUAAGAUAUCCAAGAGUUGAUUGAACAAUGUAUCAUUAUUAUUUAAAUAAUAUAGCUAAUCAAGCUCUAAAAGAGAAAUUAGGAGGUGAUUAACCAGUUCAAUAUUAUGAUAGAAAAGAAAAGGAUUUAAAUUUAGUCAAAUAAAUACAAAUUCUAGGUGAUGUUAUGCAUUAAAUUCCAAGUCAUGAAGAAGAACUAAAAGAAUUAUAAAAGAAAGCUGAAUAAUUUGAUAAAUUGUAAAUUGAUGAUAAAACCCAGAUAUAUAAAAGUGAAGAAGGCAGAAUUCUAUUAACAGAACUUCCUAAAGUAUUACAUCUCAAUAAUAAAGAUCCAAAAUAAGUAAUCUUUAUCAAUAAUCUUAUUAGUAUAAUUUAUUGUUUUGGGCUGAACACUUUAAUAUUGAACCUUAAAAAUUGAGAAAUAUCUUUAACUUUCUACAUUACCCAAUCCUAGAUUAAUAAAAUAAGGAAGAGAAGCAAAAGAUUUUAAAAUUUAUAUAUUAAUGAAUAAGAC